Lobosporangium transversale is the source of this 762-nucleotide messenger RNA. Its product is annotated as concanavalin A-like lectin/glucanase domain-containing protein. NCBI's taxonomy places the organism in Eukaryota, Fungi, Mortierellomycota, Mortierellomycetes, Mortierellales, Mortierellaceae. The record is from RefSeq and is a predicted model, not a curated record. Gene Ontology annotation, biological process: carbohydrate metabolic process. Gene Ontology annotation, molecular function: hydrolase activity, hydrolyzing O-glycosyl compounds. Bases 1 to 762 code for a protein of 253 amino acids. The transcript has a single exon.
AUGGUCAUGCCAACGUUCUUUAACAAAAUCAAUACAUCCUUUGCUCUCCCAACAGCGGCCAAGUCAAGUCGCGCGCCCUUCUUUGAGCCUCUCAUCAAUAAAAACAUCUCCUCAGAUUCAACUUCAAGCUCCAAUGGCCUCCAGAACUUUAUCAUCCCCAAUAACGUCGGCCCAUCUGCCUGGAGCUGUACUUAUAUGCGUGAUUCUGUUUCUUCUCCGGGUCCUUCAGAAACGGGCACGGUCAUCUCCAUUAAAAAAGGUUCUCCCAAGAAAUCUUUCUCCUGUGGUGAACUCAUCUCUCGUGAAACUCAAUUGGACUAUGGCCGUUACUCCGUUGAUAUGAUCUCCACCGCAGUCAAGGGCCAUGUCACAGCUCUCUUUUUAAUGUCUCCCGGUGGCACUAGUGAGAUCGAUAUUGAGCUCACAGGUCUUGAUCCAAACAUCGUCCACUUGAACGUCUGGCUGAACGGUCGACAGAAUCCAGUCCGUGUUCCCUUAGGCUUUGAUGCUUCCAAAGGUUGGCAUAAUUAUGCAGUCGAAUGGCGAAAGGACUCCAUCACUUGGUUCGUCGAUGGUAAACAAGUUUUGAAGCGUACAGGCCCUGUUAUCAAGACCGUUCCUCCAAAGGGUACAAAUUACAAGCUGGUCUUGAACGCUUGGACAAACAAUGGUAAUGAUAAUUGGGCUGGCAAAUUUGUUUGGCCAAAGGGACGCAAUGUUAAAGUUCAAAGUCAUUUCAAAAACUUGAAAUAUACCCCAUAG